CUCUUUCUCUUUCUUUUUCUUCUUUUCCUUUUCAUUCUCGAUCUUUUUCCAAAACCAGAUUUCGUGAUUCUCACUUGUUUCUAGAUUCUGUUAGAGAUCAUUGCAAACUAGGGUUUGCUGAUCUCAAAUUUCCCCUUUUACUCUUUAAUCAAAUGAUUAAUUUGCGCCCUCUUCCUUCUGUUGUGUACUUCAAUCAACUAUUCACCGCCAUUUCCAAAUUGAAACGCCUUGAACCUCAUUCCACCAUUAUCUCUCUCUUCAGGCACCUUGAAUUGUAUGCUAUUAAACCCGAUAUGUAUUCUAUUGGUAUUCUUGCUAAUUGCUACUGUCAUUUGGGCAAAAUUGAUUUUGGCUUUUCUCUUCUCGCUAAAAGACUUAAGCUUGGUUAUCCCCUUGAUUCUGUCAUUUUUAACACUUUAAUUAACGGCUAUAUUCACUGUGAUAAGCUGCCCCAAGCUGCUCAUUUGUUGAAUAAAAUUGUCAACCUUGGUUUCCAACCCGACAUUAUUGCCUAUAAUACUAUUGUCAAAGGCCUUUGUAGGAUUGGCGACAAUACGUCUGCUCUCACUUUGCUUAACAAAAUGCAAUCUCGAUCUCAUUUUAAGCCUAACAUUGUUUUAUACAGCACUAUCAUCGAUAGUCUUUGUAAGGACAGGUUGUUACAACAGGCCCUGGACCUGUUCUCCUCCAUGAAAACUCAGGGCAUUAAACCCGAUGUUGUCACUUUUACUUCCUUGGUUCGAGGCCUCUACAAUUCCGGCUGUGGGGAUGAGGCUCAUCGUAUGUUGACUGAGAUGUUAGAGAGCAACAUUGCACCUAAUGUUAAGACCUACAGCAUGCUGGUUGACAUGUUUUGUAAAGAUGGCUGUGUUGAUCAAGCUCAGUCCAUUCUAAAGCAGAUGAUUGAGAAAGGUGUGACUCCUGACAUGAUUACUUACAGUGCAUUACUUGAUGGUUAUUGUUUGCGCGGUCAGAUGGAAGAUGCAGAGAACCUACUCGUUCUCAUGGCCGAAAAUGGUUGUGAGCCUGACCUUGUCAGUUUCAGCACUAUGAUUAAUGGAUAUUGCAAGGCUAAAAACAUUGACAAGGCCCUUAACAUUUUCCAAGAGAUUUUACAGAAAGGGAUAACACCUAAUGUUGUUACCUAUAACACUCUUAUUGAUGGACUGUGCAAAGCCAAUAGAUUCCCACUUGCACAUAAGCUGUUCCAGGAGAUGCGUGCUCUUGGUAUUGCUCCAGAUGCUGUCACCUAUGCCUCCUUGCUUGACAGUCUUUGCAAAAGUGGCCGGCGUGACGAGGCAGUGAAAUUACUCGAAGAUAUGGAGGAUAAUGGUGUUAAGCCUGGAAUUAGCAUAUACAAUAUCCUGAUGAACAGCUUGUGUGAGGCUGGACAGCUUGAAGAUGCGGCAAAUUUCUUCUCUGAUCUCGUAUCAAAGGGUCUGCAACCUGGUAUUAUAACAUACAAUAUAUUGAUCAAAGGCUUCUGCAAGAAAGGGCUCAUGAGCGAAGUUGCUCAAGUGUUGAGGAUAAUGGAGGAAGAUGGUUGCCCCCCUGAUGAUCGAACCUACAAUACGAUCAUCAGAGGUUAUAUACUGAAUAAUGACUUGUCAAAUGCUUUAUACUAUCAUGAUCUUAUGGGUGGAAAAGGAUUUGAAGUUGAUGCAGACACUUUGUCAUUGUUUGUUGGUCUAUAGUCUUCUGAUAACUUAAGUGACUUGAACAAGGACCUGCUUCAGAAGUUUAUCAGUUAUAUUGCAGUUAAGAUGUAUGUUAAGCUACUGUAGUGCUCUUACAAGUGUUGUAUCUAUCUGUUUUGUAUUAUUGACAAACAAAACAUCUAAUUUUGCUAUGUUCUUCAGAUGACCCUGAAGGUAAUUGGUGGCAUAAAUGCAUAAUUAAAGCUGUUGUGUUGUGCAUUGUUCUAAA
Messenger RNA from Chenopodium quinoa (quinoa), 1926 nucleotides. Its product is annotated as putative pentatricopeptide repeat-containing protein At1g12700, mitochondrial. The record is from RefSeq and is a predicted model, not a curated record. The coding region runs from base 153 to 1694 and encodes 513 amino acids. Lineage: Eukaryota; Viridiplantae; Streptophyta; Magnoliopsida; Caryophyllales; Amaranthaceae. The transcript has a single exon. Gene Ontology annotation, molecular function: protein binding.